UCUGGAAGUCGAGUCAGCUCUGUUGUGAAAGAAAAAGAGCGUCAACUGUCUCAAGAUGUGAAAGUGAUUUUGACCAUGUGUCCCUUUUCUCCACUUCUUUUCUGCCCUCCAGAAAAAGGAUGGAGCAACAAAGCAGAGGGCCUGUGCGUGCCAGGCGGCUACGGGUAUCAUAAAGGAGUUUGGUAUCUUUGCAGCACCAGCUUGGCAAAGGAGUUGACUACAGAAUGAGGCUCAAGUCCACUUCCUAACAGUUUGGCGAGAGUCUGCCCAGUGAGUUGCAACCCCUUUUACCAGGAAGAAUCUUCUUUCCUUUGGCGCCCCCCAACACCUGAAGGGGAGAGUCCCAGAGGUUGUGUCCGUCCAGAUUUGAUCCCCUCUCCCUAUCCUGGUCUCCCACUCCGCAGGCCCAGCAAGCCCUGCCAUGUCGCCCUUUCUCCACCUCCAGCCUUGAAAAUGGGUACAAACAGGUCCUCAAACAACCUAAAGAGAGAGGAGCUUCAGGGGUUCAAUCCACAUCCCAGCGGGUGGGAGAAGUGGAGGCUAAGCUUUGCUGUGGGCGGGGACACACCUCUAGUGGGGCGUUGCGAGCGCGAGGAGGGGCGGAAGCCCCUGGUUCUGCUCCCCGGGGUUAAAGGCCGGAGAGAACUUGGCUCAGCCCUUCCGUGCCAGCGCCCCAGGGUUAACCCCAGCAGGUUCGGGGUGCGGGCACGAAAGGGUGUGAAGGAGAUACACAGCUCUCCAUACACUGGAGAGCUCGGCAAGGAAAGGAGGGGGCGAGGCAAGGCAGGAACCGCCUCCCCGGCCCGCGUGCACACACGCGCCCACCGCGGCUGGGGCUGGCUGAGCGCAGGCGAGUGUGAGCGCGGGCGAGUGUGAGCGCGAGUGUGCGCACAACCGCGGAGAGCCUCUGCCCUCGCCUCUCACCCUGCUCAGGGCAUCUGGAGAGCCUGGAAACCUGAACAGGCUUAAAGUAUGGCAUGUUGCAAAGAUGGUUUCUGCCAAGAAGGUACCCGCGAUCGCGACGUCCUUCGGGGCCAGUUUCGCCCUCCUGCACUUCCUGUGCCUGGCGGCUUGUUUAAACGAAUCCCCAGGACAGAACCAAAAGGAGGAGAAAUUAUGCCCGGAAAAUUUUACCCGCAUCCUGGACAGUUUACUCGAUGGUUAUGACAACAGGCUGCGUCCUGGAUUUGGGGGUCCUGUUACAGAAGUGAAAACUGACAUAUAUGUCACUAGCUUUGGACCUGUUUCUGAUGUUGAAAUGGAAUACACAAUGGAUGUGUUCUUCAGACAGACAUGGAUUGACAAAAGACUAAAAUAUGAUGGCCCCAUUGAAAUUCUGAGAUUGAACAAUAUGAUGGUAACAAAAGUAUGGACUCCUGAUACUUUCUUCAGGAAUGGAAAGAAAUCUGUCUCACAUAAUAUGACAGCUCCAAAUAAGCUUUUUAGAAUUAUGAGAAAUGGCACUAUUUUAUACACAAUGAGACUCACCAUAAGUGCAGAGUGUCCCAUGAGAUUGGUGGAUUUCCCCAUGGAUGGUCAUGCAUGCCCUUUGAAAUUUGGGAGUUAUGCCUAUCCGAAGAGUGAGAUGAUUUAUACGUGGACAAAAGGUCCUGAGAAAUCAGUAGAAGUUCCAAAGGAGUCUUCAAGCUUAGUUCAGUAUGACUUGAUUGGGCAAACAGUAUCAAGUGAAACUAUCAAAUCCAUCACAGGUGAAUAUAUCGUUAUGACAGUUUACUUUCACCUCAGACGGAAGAUGGGUUAUUUUAUGAUUCAGACGUACAUUCCAUGUAUUAUGACAGUAAUUCUUUCUCAAGUUUCAUUCUGGAUAAAUAAGGAAUCAGUUCCAGCUAGGACUGUAUUCGGAAUAACCACAGUCCUCACCAUGACCACACUGAGCAUCAGUGCACGGCAUUCUUUGCCCAAAGUGUCCUAUGCGACUGCCAUGGAUUGGUUCAUAGCUGUCUGCUUUGCUUUUGUGUUUUCGGCCCUUAUUGAGUUUGCUGCUGUCAACUACUUUACCAAUGUUCAAAUGGAAAAAGCCAAAAGGAAGACAUCAAAAGCCCCCCAGGAAAUUCCAGCUGCUCCAGUGCUGAGAGAAAAGCAUCCUGAAGCACCUCUGCAGAAUUCAAAUGCCAAUCUGAACAUGAGAAAAAGAGCCAAUGCCUUGGUUCACUCUGAAUCUGAUGUUGGCAACAGAACUGAGGUGGGAAACCAUUCGAGCAAGUCUUCCAUGGUUGUUCAAGGAUCUUCUGAAGCUACACCACAGUCUUACUUAGCUUCCAGUCCAAACCCAUUCAGCCAUGCGAAUGCAGCUGAAACUAUAUCCGCCGCAAGAGCAAUUCCACCUGCUUCUCCUUCUCCACCUAGUAGAACUGGGUACGUGCCCCACAAAGUUCCAGUUGGAUCUGCUUCUACCCAGCAUGUGUUUGGAUCAAGACUGGAGCGAAUUAAGACCACAGUUAAUAGCAUAGGGGCUUCUGGGAAGUUGUCAGCCACUACUGCUCCCUCGGCUCCACCACCUUCUGGAUCUGGCACAAGUAAAAUAGACAAAUAUGCCCGCAUUCUCUUUCCAGUAACAUUUGGGGCUUUUAAUAUGGUCUAUUGGGUUGUUUACUUAUCUAAGGACACUAUGGAAAAAUCAGAAAGUCUCAUGUAAUUUUGUUGCUAUAAUAGUUUCCUAAAAGAUGAUGAACUUCAUGCACAAUGUCUUUUUAAAUGUUUUUAAAGAUAAACAGUUGUUCUUCACUAAAAUAAAAAUUCCAUGUAAGUUUUCCAUUUAAAAAAUUCAAACCAGUCAUUGGGAGAGUUAAUUAAUUCCUCAGUGAAGGGAAAGUGAGCCAUCUUUCAUUUCAGAAAGAUGAUUUAAAUAGAAUCAAUUCAACAUUCAAAUUAGACAGGAUGCAGACCAUCCUGGAAAGUUGGGACAAGAAAAAUAGGGCUAUUAGAGAUCCAUGGUGCAUAUUUAUGCAUUGAAAUUUGAAAACAGACUAUGACAUUUUCUAAUACACACUAUGAAUAUCAACCAGCCACCCUAAAUUUCCCAGUGGCACUGCCCUUAAUCAGAAUUAUCGGAUAUGAUAUGCGGUGACCUUUGGAGAUCCUCUUAGUAUCUUCAAGAAAAGGACUUUCCCUGUUAAAUGAGACAUUUUUAAAAGGAAAAUGGAACACAACAAAUACUGACCAAUAGAGUGAAACCUCUGCUGCAACAAAGACAGAGACCAGGGAAAAUGUGUUCCCUGCAUGUUGGCCAAACAGGACUUAACAGUUGACUUGAAAAUUUGUGCUUUGAGCCAAAGUUUAACUUAUUGUAUGAAUUCCUUUUGAUAAUAGUUCAUUCAGUUAUGUAUUCUUUCAACAUACAGUUACUCAGAGCCUACCACGUUCCAGGCACUAUGCUAGACACUGUCUCUCUAGAUAAGCUUAUUCACCUUUACCUGCAAUGUUAACUCAAAUAGUAGAACAGUCAAUGCAUGCUAAUGAACCAUCAACUAGCAGCAGACACUGCAUUCUUUAAUGGAGGAAAUUUAUUUAGAGUCCGAUGACAUAUUCAAAAUAUUUGUUUCUCCUAUAUUGAUAGAGGAUAACAAGCGUAUUCUUCAUAUAGCCACUUUUGAGAUUAGUACACAUUAGCACAACUUCAGCAGUUGACUUCAGAGUAUAAUGAAAAUGUGGUACAGAUUGUUCUCUAAGUGAAAAGCACUGUGUACCUCAAAGUAGAAAUCUGGGCACUGUAAGACCUUAUAGAUUACCUGUCUCAAAUUUGAUCGGAAUCAGAAUAUAAUUUGAUCAGAAUCACAGAAUCAUCAGAAUUAGGAAUCCAGUACAGGCUUUUUAGAUGCUUUUUCCAACAUAGAUCUAUAUCAACUGGUGAAAUGCUAAGCUUCUAGGGAGUUUUUGUGUCCAUAGUUUUGUAUUUCUGGGCAGUUCUGUGUUUAUUUUGGAGGGGGGAGUUUUUGUAUAGUUUCAUAAUGAAGGUGAGUAUUUUAAAAGAACAGCAAAGGACUGGAGUAAAGAAAAAAAAAAAUUAUAGCCGGGGCAUAGAAUACUGCUGACUCUGUUAUGCAAUUUAUCAGGAUUUUCAUGAGCUGAGUUUUCUUUUUCAUUAGGUAGGCUUAACAACUUAAUUGAAUUUCUUGCAGCAGUCCUAGGCCACUAAAUCUGGGUCUAGUGUUUUACUGUGUUACUUCCAAGAUUUUUCUUCUGUACUUCUCUCUUCCUGAUCUGGGGUAUGUGAAUGAAUGUGUUCUGGAUGUUUGGGGAACAUUUUGAUGGAAAUGGCCACCUUGCAAACAGGAUCUCUUUUUUUUUAGAAAAGAAAUGAUAUUAAUUAAUCGGCAUUAGUUUUUUAGUUGUUGCAUUGCCUUGGAAUGGUUGUAUAUGAGACCUGAAAAGUGUGCAAACGCCAAAUAUUAAUUGUGGGUCAUAUCUGAGAAUUCCUUCUUGGCUAUGUCUCUAGGUAUUUCUUAGAGUCAUCAGUAAUUUUAAGGCUGAAGAAUACUUUAGAAAUCAUCCAAUCCAAACCCCUCAUUUACAAAUUGAUGCCAGUAAUAUGAAGCCCAGUAAAAUUUGUAUAUAUGUAUAUAUUUAAUAAAGAGUACUUAUACAAAAAA
This is a messenger RNA of Lipotes vexillifer (Yangtze River dolphin), 4610 nucleotides long. It is a transcript of the gene GABRA4, whose product is annotated as gamma-aminobutyric acid type A receptor subunit alpha4. Lineage: Eukaryota; Metazoa; Chordata; Mammalia; Artiodactyla; Lipotidae. Bases 989 to 2656 code for a protein of 555 amino acids. The record is from RefSeq and is a predicted model, not a curated record. Gene Ontology annotation, molecular function: GABA-A receptor activity; extracellular ligand-gated monoatomic ion channel activity. Gene Ontology annotation, biological process: gamma-aminobutyric acid signaling pathway; monoatomic ion transmembrane transport; chloride transport. The transcript has 9 exons. Gene Ontology annotation, cellular component: membrane.